Messenger RNA from Vombatus ursinus (common wombat), 2228 nucleotides. RefSeq names its product histone deacetylase 11 (gene HDAC11). Bases 77 to 1072 code for a protein of 331 amino acids. Lineage: Eukaryota; Metazoa; Chordata; Mammalia; Diprotodontia; Vombatidae. Gene Ontology annotation, molecular function: histone deacetylase activity. The transcript has 10 exons. The record is from RefSeq and is a predicted model, not a curated record.
CUGGCCUCUGCUUGGCCCAGAACAAAGUCCGGGCGGUGACUGCAGGUGGCGGGCCUGCCGCAGGCCCGGCGGGGGGAUGCCUCACAACACCCAGCUGUAUGAAGAAGUGUCAAAGACCUGCUGGCCCAUUAUCUAUUCUCCAAGAUACAACAUCACGUUCUUGGGGUUGGAAAAGCUCCAUCCAUUUGAUGCUGGGAAAUGGGGGAAAGUCAUCAAUUUUUUGAAAGAAGAAAAUUUCCUUGCUGAUGUCAUGAUGGUGGAGGCCAAAGAAGCCACUGAUGAAGACCUUCGAGUGGUGCACACACAAAGAUACUUGAAUAGGCUGAAGUGGUCCUUUGUAGUGGCAACGAUCACAGAGAUUCCACCAGUCAUCUGUCUUCCUAACUUCGUGGUGCAGAGGCAUGUUCUAAGGCCUCUAAGGACCCAGACAGGAGGAACCAUUAUGGCUGGGAAACUGGCUAUUGAACGAGGCUGGGCCAUCAACAUAGGCGGUGGGUUCCAUCACUGCUCCAGUGACAAGGGAGGGGGAUUUUGUGUCUAUGCUGAUAUCACACUCUCUAUCAAGUUUCUAUUUGAUCGAGUAGAAGGAGUCUCAAAAGCCACCAUUAUUGACCUGGAUGCACACCAGGGAAAUGGCCAUGAGAGGGAUUUCAUGGACGACAGCCGAGUGUACAUUGUGGAUAUCUAUAACCGCAACAUUUACCCAGGGGAUGGUUUUGCUAAACGUGCCAUCAAGCGGAAGGUUGAGCUGGAGUGGGGGACAGGAGAUCAAGACUACCUGAUGAAGGUGGAUGAGCAUGUGAAGGGGGCGCUGAAUGAUCAUGAGCCUGAUGUGAUAAUCUACAAUGCGGGCACAGACAUCCUGGAUGGUGACCCUCUGGGAGGUCUCUCUGUGUCUGCCGAGGGCAUCAUCAAGAGAGAUGAGCUGGUGUUCCGGGCUGCCCGAAGCCAGAAUAUACCUAUCUUCAUGGUGACCUCAGGAGGCUACCAGAAACAUACAGCACGGAUCAUAGCUGAUUCCAUCCUCAACCUGUACAACCUGGGCCUCAUUGACCAUUUUGAGCCGAUCUGAGGAGCCCAGCACACUGUGUAAAUGACUGUGACCACCUAAAAGGCAGCCUUUUCCAUCCCUCUCUUGGAUAAAUUUUGUUUUCUAAAAAGCAGAUACAGUAAGCAACACUUUAACCCUAGACUGGUGUCAGGGUCAGCUGCAAUACAACAGAUCUGGAGCCAGGGUCCUAUAAAAUUACUUUAUUUUUUUUUUACCACUUUCAAAGACAGCAGAGUCAGGGAGGGACCUGUUCUUGCUGAUGUGUUUCCAUGCAGAUCUCUGUCUUGAUCUGGGGGCGCUAGCUUUGAUCUUGUCUGGGUCUCUGGGGGAUGUUGGGGGGGGGUGGAUUCCCAACUUUACACUUUCUUCUUCCCCUUCAUCUCUUGGCCUAGGGCAACCUCUGUCUGGAAGGCAGGAUUUAUCCCCCAGGGUGACUGCUCCAUGGGCUGACUCCUCUCUUGUCUGGUGCAGAGAGGGAAGAGAUUUUGAGGAGACGGAACAUGGAGAGGGGAAGAGAGGAUAGCAGGGCCUUUAACAAGGUCUCCUCCCAUGGACAGUGACAGUGGGAUAAUCUCCUAUCUUAGAUUUUUGGAUACAUAUAUGAGAGGAGAAAGGAAAGGUAUCUGGAGGGAAUAGUCAAAGAUCAGGGUUGCAGAUGAGUUGUGGAUAAGUAGUGAGGAAAGAUGUGGAGGUUAUGAGGGGCAAGGGCAGUGAGGGGUAGGGAGAAAUAGGGCUCUGGUUUUCUGUGAAGCCUGAUGGGUUAGGAGACCACUGCAAGUAGUAGAAAAAGACCCUCUCCUACCAGUGAUCUCCUUCUCUCUCUACUUUCCCUCUUCCUCCCCACUCCCUUUUUAUUCUCCCUACCUGCCUCUUUCCCUUCCCUUCCCACUUUCCCCUUCUUUGGUUCUCCUUAUCCCUUCUCUCCUUUUCCCUCUCCUACCCCAAUUUCUAUCCCUGCAUCUCUUCUGAUGGGACAGGUGAAUAACGUGGGUUUGGGAGUCCUGGGUUUUUGUUUUUGUUUUUAGGAGGGAGGGGGAAUGAUUGGGAUAUUGCCUAGCAUGGAGAAGAAGCUGGAGGAUGCCAGUUUCCUCUAUGUUGGACAAGGCUUCUUUCUUCUUUUCUUUUGUUGGGGGGGGGCUAGGCAAUAGGGUUAAGUGAUUUGCCCAGGGUCACACAG